Siniperca chuatsi (mandarin fish) is the source of this 2429-nucleotide messenger RNA. It is a transcript of the gene eaf2, whose product is annotated as ELL associated factor 2. Gene Ontology annotation, biological process: positive regulation of DNA-templated transcription; regulation of transcription elongation by RNA polymerase II. Gene Ontology annotation, molecular function: transcription elongation factor activity. The coding region runs from base 106 to 894 and encodes 262 amino acids. The record is from RefSeq and is a predicted model, not a curated record. Lineage: Eukaryota; Metazoa; Chordata; Actinopteri; Centrarchiformes; Sinipercidae. Gene Ontology annotation, cellular component: super elongation complex. The transcript is spliced from 6 exons.
GAAGGCGGGACUUAAAGGUACCAAUGAGGUGGCCAGGGCUUUGCCAUACAUGGUUAUCGGAUAAAAAGGAACAGCAGAAAGUUUACAGCCCAUGAAACUCUCAGAAUGAAUGGAACAGCUUAUUCCAACUUUGACAAUCAAGAACAUGUCCUGAAAUUAGGAGAGACGUUUGAGAAACACCCUAAAAGUGCCUACCAUACGGUGCGAUAUGACUUCAAACCAGCCUCCAUUGAUACAACAUGUGAAGGAGAUCUUGAAGUGGGCAAAGGAGAGCAAGUCACUAUUACUUUACCCAAUUUAGAGGGUUCAAGUGCUCCAGUAACAGUCUUCAAGGGAUCCAAGAGGCCGUACAUGAAAGAAUGCAUCCUCAUUGUGAACCAUGAUACAGGAGAGUACAGACUGGAAAAACUCAACAGCAAUAUAGCUGUGAAGAAGACCAGGGCUGAAGGCAGCAGUAAGAUCCAUUCUCGCCUGGAGCAGCAGACCAGUCGCCUGAGCCAGCAGUUGAAGAGUAACAACAGCAGCAGUACCAAGACCUCAGCCAGCUCCAAGAGUUCUCCUCCCAAAGAGAAGACAUCCCCGGCAUCCCCCAUGGACGACAUCGAGAGAGAGUUGAUGGCAGAGGCACGGGUCAUGGACCAGCUGAGCAGCGGUGACAGCUCCUCAGACUCCAACAGCUCCUCAUCCUCUAGCAGUGAUGACAGCUCCAGCAGCAGUGACUCAGAAGACGAACAGACUUCUGCGCCACCCUCGGCCCCAGCCAACCACAGCAUGCCUAUCAUCAACACCAGCGUCAACACCAACAGUCGCCACCAGGAGGGUGGAGGAGGACUCAUGAACACACUCAAGAAUGACCUCCAGCUGAGUGAAUCAGGCAGUGAAAGUGAUGACUGAACAACAUAAGGACGUCUGCCUGCAUGUGGACAACAGAGAUUUUCAGUGAGGAGUAAAGGAACUGGGCACAGACCUGUCAGUGUCUUGCUUCACUUAAUGUGGGACUGUCUUCUCUACAUAUCCACAAUUCUGCUAGGAAAUUACAAUUUAUUUCUUCUCUGCCAACAAACUUCAAAUUUUAUGCCACAUUUAUUGCUUCAUGAUCUUUAUUUUUUUGUGUUAAAGAUAUGCCUUAGCUCAGAGAGACGUGAUGUGGUUGGUGUAAGAGAAGCAGUUAAUUAUGACAAACUUAUCUGUAAAGUUUCAUCUCACUGGAUGCACAUGUGUGGUUAAACUGACCAAGCAUAUCAGAGGCAGAAAGACAGCGGUGUUCAUGGAGGGUAGAUGGAUGUUUCUGCCCACCAAUCAGUCGUCUUUAAACCACCACUGGAGUUUCUGCAUUUCAGCUUAGCACUAUUAGGAACUUUUGUUGUGCCUUAGGUCAGUUAAUAGCUUCAUUUCACUUUUCUCAGCUGCAUUAGUCUCUGAUGGGAGACAUUAAUCUGUAAUAACAGAAAUGAACCUUUUUUUAGGAUGAGCCACACUGAUAUGAGUCUUCUGCUUUUGUCUUAUAGAGUUAUUGUAAAGUUAGCUGUAGAGCCUUUUGGUUUGGAUUACUGAAAGCCAGCUGCAGGACAACACAAUAUUUUCAUUUAAAGCUGCAUUAAUUUAAAUUAUUUUUGCCACUUUGGAGGCCGUGGAACAAGCUGAAAACAUAAGGUUGAUGCAUCAUCUCCUUAGAAAUGUGUUAUUAUAGAAGAUGCUGAAUUGCCCUGUAUUGCUUAAGGGGAAAGGCGAGUGAUAACUAUCUGUGGCUUCAUAACUACGAGACCCCUUUCGCAUUGCACCUAAUCAUUUUAUUCAUUAUUAAUAUAAAAAUAUUGAUUAUUGCAGCUUUAAGAAUUAAGAUGUCUCUAAAACCUUGUUUAUUGUGAUAUUUCAGUAUAGAAUGGGGUCUGAUUUCUGGUAAAGUAGUAGUACUCAGUUGACUCAGUUAGGGUCAUGCUUUGUAGCUUUAAACCUGCAAUACUUGAAUCAAAUUAAUUAUUUAUUUUUCAAAAUAUACUCGACCAACGGUGAAUUGCUUAAUAUAUUUUAUAUAUAUUUUAAUAGCCAAGCAAUUGGAAGUGCAAAUUAGUAUGAACUGUAUUGCAUUACAAGCCAGAUGCUUUGCUACUGCACCUCCAAUGUGAGUCUUACAGAACUUCAUGUGCCUUUUGUUAUUUGCCUCUGCCAAUUAUAACAUAGGCCUUCUUGUUUUGUCACAAACCCCAUAUCACUGCUGAGCUGCCUCAGCACACAGGAAGCUGCUUUUUAUGUUCCAGCAUUUCUUUGGCAUCCCAGCUGACUGAUACAGUGAGAGUCUGAGAUGACGAAGUCUUUGAAUUUGAAAAAUCAUGAUAUGUUCAGCCUUAAGGAGAACGGUGCCCUCAGAGCAUCUUUUGUAGACUAUUAGAGAGUAAUUUCUUUAUAGAAAAAUAAAGAUUUUAAUAGUU